Messenger RNA from Pyricularia pennisetigena, 2580 nucleotides. RefSeq lists its product as uncharacterized. The coding region runs from base 1 to 2580 and encodes 859 amino acids. The transcript is spliced from 3 exons. The record is from RefSeq and is a predicted model, not a curated record. NCBI's taxonomy places the organism in Eukaryota, Fungi, Ascomycota, Sordariomycetes, Magnaporthales, Pyriculariaceae.
AUGUCGAAGACUUCGUUCAUGUACAUGGUUAACCAUGUCUUCCUUCCACCCAAGCUCCCCGAGGGAGAUGAUUCGGAUCCAACCAACAGUUCAGCUCUGCAAUCGACUGUCUUGAGAAUCACCGAGAAGUUUGAAGAUUUCGUCCCUUCCGCCAAACAUGGAUUAGUACGCUCGGCAGUGGCAAUGAUCCGACGAAUGGUUCAAGCUCAAGAUCAGAAUGGAAAUGUCAACUACAUCAGGCUUGAAGGAGUGUUGCAAGAGCUCAGCCACAGUGGCCCGGGUGCGGCUGUGCCAAUACAUACCCAUUCCCAGAACGCAGGCGUUCUUGUCUAUAAGAGCAAGGACUCUAUCUCUAUUGAGUCUUUUGAGCUUUCUCCCCUGAACUCCGCCGUCAUGAAAUCUCCCGGUCGACUCCGCCGAUACUUCCCUGGACCUGCAAUGGCGAUGAACCUAGAAACCUUCUGUGAUGAAAAGUUCCGGACCUGUUUCGCUGCGCUUCUGCACAAGCUCUGUCAUCAAAGAACUCCCGACACUUGUCCUCUUGUGAAAAAAGCCGGCCAGUCUCACGAGGAGCCACGAGAUACGCUAGAUCCUGUAUACGUGACCGAGUUCAUGUCUGCCUUUCUGGGGCCUGUCGCCAAGCAAGUUCAAGAUGCGCCAGGGGUAUGGAAGAACACACGCAGCGAAGUGAUGUGGAACAACAGUCUCAUGCCCUGGCGCAGGUCGCCGUUGUGGCUUCUAAUCCGGGUUACGCUCCAACUUCUCUUUGUCCACGAAGCACCCUCAGCACUUGAUGGGAUAUCUUUCUAUAAGUCAUUGAUGCUCUUCUUUACCGCAUCACUUCUUGAGGAAGCCCUGAAUCACUGUCUGCCAAGUGAAAUCAUUGAGAUUAUGAGAUCCAAGGUGGUACGGCGCAAGCACAAGCUCACGGCUCUUCAUGGUCAGAAUGAUAAAGUUACCUCAUUUGCAGACAGAGUCAUGACCGAAGCUGCACAAGAGUUAAUCCUCCGCCAAAGUAAUUUCAUCAAACACAACACCCCGGUCAACAUCUUGCCUCGACUUCGCUCACUUGAUUUUGCCAGCGACUCGGUUCAUAGGUUGGAGGAAUUGAAUGACUUCAUCGGACUCAUCUCGCAACGAAAGCUAAGCUCCUACGAAACCAAUUCCAACCAGUUCACGGAAAUGGCAUCGUUCGAUCAAGAUACUCUUCCUCACAUUCCGACUUCCACCCCAGGAGAGUACACCGAGUUCUUCCUUGCAGAAGUUGAGACUUGGGUAUCUUACCACCUUGACUCCUGGCUACACCACAACAUAACGGAAUCUGAGGCCUGCGCAAAGCUUCUCGAAUUUAUGACUGCAUAUAAAAAGAUUGCACUGCCAAUCUAUAGGACAGACCCUGAGGGAUUAUCAAUCAUGGUCCUUGCGUUGACCGAGCUGUGGAUCGCUUGCGAUAAAAUAGCAAAAAGCCAGAUUCCGCUUAUGUGCGACUAUGACCCUCGAAUUCCGUCAUGCCUUUUUCAGUCCCUUUUGCUUCCUUCCCGCGACAACAUGAGGCGACUGGCGAAAGUUGAACAGUAUCUGCGACAGCGAUCUCAAGUAGCCGACCAAUCUCUUCCAGACAUAUUCACAUCUUUCGGCGGUUCAAGGACUUUCGCUGUGCGAUACUACGGCCAAUCAGCAGUUCACCAGAGGUUGCUUGGGAAAAUUGAGGCUGAAGCUGCCAGAAGUCGCACAGCAAAGAUAGCCGAGCUUUCGAAUGUUCAGGCCCAGCAUGAGCGCCUUCGAAGGCUCUAUGAAGCUGCAAGUUGCGAGUGCUUGUUACAAAACAAGCGGAAGGGGGCAAUGUCAUACCAAGGUGGUUACUGCACCAAAUGCUCAUACAAGCGGCAGAUGAAUUCGCUUAACAUCAACAUAUUUGAAUGGCCUCUACCCCGGAACCAAACAGAUGCUCAGAACACUGUUUUUGAGCUUUGUCCUCCAUGUACAUUCUCCAAAUGGCGGGAUGCGACCGCAUUCAUACACAUAGACGUCAGCAUGUGCAAAUACGGCUCGACUACUCGGGAUCGUGUGCAGUCCCUUGAAAGCUACUCUGCUCUGCGCCCAUACUUCAAAAAUGUAUACGGAAAUCAGCGCAUUGGACUCUGGUCAUCAACCAAACCCAACGCGAGGACACACAGGCGGCUGAGAGCGGUGCCAUAUCUGGAAGUUCAUGAUGUCUGCCUCAACAAUGGCAUGACGUACUACUACUUUGACGAUGAGUGCACAAGUUACGUUACCUCAACGAUCAUGACCGAAGAGCUAGUAAUGUCCUGCACUUUCAAAGUUCCGCCUGAGUCAAAGGUUCUCCAAAAAUACCUGUUUAGACCCAGCACGUCCCCUGACGGUCUUCCUCCCAAUGAUGUUAUUGCGCACCAAGCUGAGUGUCCAGCUCAUCUCUCGACGGAAGAAUACAAGAGUCUGUGCCUCAUUCCCUUGGGCCACAAAAUCCAGUGGCUGAAUAUUCUUCACCAGCUGGCCAUGCCCAGCAUAAACUUUGGAAGGGCCGAAACAGCAGCGGUAAUUUUACAGGCAAUCCACUGA